AUGCCGUCCGCGAAACCCUUCGCGACCGCCGCAGGGAUGCUGAAAUCCAGAUUGAGCUCGGGCCUUCGAACCCGAGGAGGACAUGGCCCGAAUCCAUUCCUUACUCCCGGCCACCAGGAGCGCCCCAAUGGCUACCUCUUCAGCCGUACGCCGCCGCCGCCUGGGCAAUCCCGGAAAUGGGAGGAUUGGGAGCUGCCGUGCUACGUCACCAGCUUUCUCACCAUUGUGAUCCUCGGCGUGGGGCUGAACGCCAAGCCCGAUCUCACUAUCGAGACCUGGGCCCAUCAGGAAGCCAUCAAACGGCUCGAGCUCGAGUCCGAGUGA
This is a messenger RNA of Ipomoea nil (Japanese morning glory), 324 nucleotides long. RefSeq lists its product as uncharacterized. The transcript has a single exon. Bases 1 to 324 code for a protein of 107 amino acids. NCBI's taxonomy places the organism in Eukaryota, Viridiplantae, Streptophyta, Magnoliopsida, Solanales, Convolvulaceae. The record is from RefSeq and is a predicted model, not a curated record.